This is a messenger RNA of Emericellopsis atlantica, 1184 nucleotides long. RefSeq lists its product as uncharacterized. The transcript is spliced from 2 exons. The coding region runs from base 269 to 964 and encodes 231 amino acids. NCBI's taxonomy places the organism in Eukaryota, Fungi, Ascomycota, Sordariomycetes, Hypocreales, Bionectriaceae. The record is from RefSeq and is a predicted model, not a curated record.
GUUCUCCAUAAGGUACCUUGCUUGAACCAGUAGCUGCAGCGGCCCAAUCUGGCAUUAGGUAUUCGACAACUGGCGAGGAGUUGCAUCCCUCCAACAUUGGACUUCACGAGGCCCCAGGUGUCCUUGAAUUCAAGUUCUUGGCGAUUUCCCAGACGCGAACCACCUCAAUUGCCCAUCCAGCUAUCAACAACACCCACCGAAACGUACCUCGCCAACUUUCUGUCGCUAGCCAGCGCACUGGACCACGUUCCUCUGCAAGUCAACCGACAUGAGUGACAAAUAUGCGACUCCAGUAUGGCUAGUUGCUGCUUGUGCCACCGCAGUUACAGCCUCGAGUAUGCCAGCACCAACGUCGGCCCCCAUUCCGCCGGUGCUUCUCGCCAGGGCCGAAUGCCCCUCGAACAUGUUUCAGUGCCCGACCUCGCUCGGCGCCGUGUUCAGCGACAUAUGCUGCGAAAAUGGGCAGACAUGUGCUCUCGACAAUGAAGACAAGGCAGCUUGCUGUCCAUCGGGCGUUGUGUGUACUGGCGCUGCGCCGACUGGUAACAACCCAGCCCCAACACAAAGCCAGGGUACAUCCUUCGUAUCGAAUUCGUACUUUUCUUUCCCGUACGCCUUCACCGACUUUGACAAUAAAGCGGCCUGCACGUCCGCCCAGGAUGCUUGCUCAGACAACUACGAUGUGUGCACAUCGAACCUUGGCGGUAAUCAACGAGACCUUGCCGUAACGAUCGAAGUGCCAGGCGGAGGCGGAGUAACAGUCGGUGGCUCUGGCGAGGCGCUUGCAACUUCGGAAGCCGCCUCGAUUUGCUCUAGCCUUUACAUUGAGGCCUGCUCUGCCGUAGAGACGGCGGAUUGCGGCGAGUACGAGAAUGGUGCAACGCAGCUUGGGGCACAGUCGGUAUUGUUUACCAGGACGGCAGCACUGCUGAUGGCAUAUUCGCUUGGUCUUCUCUUAGGGUGAAUUUUGACCCUCGACGUCUCAAAAGCUUUUGAUCGAGCCAUAUACGUAUAUACCCCCGAGCCAAUCAUUGGUGCACGGCAGGCUCUAGAGUGUUCUCAGACUUUAUGCGCCAAACCUCCGCGUACAGGGAGAAUCGCGCCGACACGACCAGGAAUUGCAAUUGCUACAAUAGGAAGCAGCGCACCGUUCACUGCGGUCCACGAUGAUCCCCAGACACCUG